This is a messenger RNA of Vicia faba (fava bean), 570 nucleotides long. NCBI's taxonomy places the organism in Eukaryota, Viridiplantae, Streptophyta, Magnoliopsida, Fabales, Fabaceae. The record is from the annotation of a GenBank genome assembly.
AUGGUUGCCUCCCUCCGCUUUGCCAUAUCCAUCGGAACCACCAUUACCUCUCAAUCUCCGGCUAGUUCCCUCCUCCAUCCUUCAACUCACCGUCCGAUUCCACCCUCUCACUCAGUGUUAACCUCACAAACUACCUCAUUUACUCACAUCAUCUUCUUCCAAUUUCCAGUCCGCUCUCACAACCAUCUUCACCGUAAAACACUCUCCAAUCUUCAUCGAUACCCACUUCCGUACCAGUCACACGACAAAUACAACCAACACUGCCACCAUAAACCUUCCACAUCUCACUUCCUCGCUCAUCGAAUCACCUUCGUUCUGCAACACCGCCUUCUGUCCAGUCCGGGAACAGCUCACCCUCCGUCCAGAUUUCUUCUGUCCGGCGACAAGACUCCCUCCUUCAACUUCCGAACACGUUCCCUCUGCCACUGCUUUGGUUUGAAAGGUUUGAGAUUAAAAACAACGGCCGGAAGAGGUAACGGAAGAAACCACGAUGCUAUUGCUGAAGCAUUGGGAAUGUUGGCUGGAGUACUCGGAGGGAACCAACAGGGAGCUGUGAUUGGUGCUGACUGA